AACUAUCAUACUUUUUACUGGUAUUAGAAAAUAAGUUCAGAAAAUUCAAAUAAAACAAGUCCAUAUAAAUAAGGGUAUAAGACCACAUAAUUUAAGACAUACUCAAAAAUAAGGGUAUACGAUUUGUAGUGGUUGUGCUCCAAUUAAGACAAGUUCAUCCGGCUUGUGAUAGAUUGAUAGAUUGAUUGUGUUUCUUGUAAUUCCUAAAUGCACACGAGCUAUUUUAAGCCUCGAGGAACUAAAGCAGGUUAUAAAUCAACUAUAGUAGAUUGGCUAAGUUAUCAUAACCACAGUGCAUGGUAACUACAUUCUACGAUUUGUACAUAGUGAUUCAGGUAAUAACUUUUUACCGGAUUACAAAGGUAAAAUAGAGGAAAGUGUAUCUAGUUUUACCAUCUUAACCUCAUUUUUUUUAGCUAUAACAUUCGGGGUUCCCCUUUAAAAAUUAAUCUCAUACCUCUUGCUAUGUUUUCCCGCUUGCUUUCUCUCUCCCGGGCCAUAUGCACGUACAAAUAUUCACUUAAAUAAUUACGAUUGUGUACUUGUGUUAUACAUCUAAUAAUAAGAAGUGUAAAAGUGGGAGAAAGCAACCAACAAAUGGUAGGGUCCAAAAAAAAAAAAAAAAAAAAAAAAAAAAAAAAAAAAAAAAAAAAAAAAAAAAAAAAAAAGGGAUGUUGCAAUAGCAAGAAAAGGCGGGAAAUGAUGAUUUUACCAGCAACGACCAACCAACUUCAACAUCAUAACAGAAGGGGUGUAAGGUGUAACUUAAACUACACGAGACUAAAACAUUCCAACAUUCUUGUCUUUGAUCAUCUCUCACUUUUCACUUCCUUAUCUUCUCAAUAUUCAUCAUUCUCUGUGUAAUAGUAUGAUCGCGCUUGCUUCCAACUUAAAUGAAUCUUUCUGCUAGUUAUUUUCCAUUAAAAAUGACCAAUUUGAGAUCUCAAAGUUUCCUAAUAAUGUCAUACUUAUUGUUGAUUUUAUGUCUAAUUAUAUUUGAGCAAAAGAGCGUUUGUUUAGUAAAUGCUGCUCCUGAAGCCGGUGUUAAACAAGCGAAUAUGGGCAUUCCAGAUGCAAGAUCACAAUUUUGCAGCAUUGAUUUAGCAAACUUUCUUCCUCCUCCAUAUGGGAACCUUUCCUAUAGCAACUGUCACCCUGUUUGGGAAACUUAUGUUUUGAGGUAUUACCAAAGCAAGGAUCACACUGUAACCAUAGUAUUAUCAGCACUAUACACGACAGGAUGGGUAGGCAUUGGGUUCUCGAAAGAUGGGUUGAUGGUGGGUGGCAGCGCCAUGGUAGGGUGGAUCAGCAAAAGUGGGCACGCGAAGAUCAAACAGUAUUAUUUAAAAGGUCGGAAGGCUCAUGAGGUUCUUCCCGGACAAGGGGACCUUAAUCUGACAAGCAUUCCUCCUGUUGUGGUACUAGAUGGAGCUAAUCUUUACAUGGGUUUCCAGCUUCAGUUUAAUGCUCCUCUCCAACAGCAGCCAACUCUGCUAGCUUAUGGAAGCAGGAUUCCCCUAAAUCAUAAACUCACAGUGCACGAUGAUAAGACCACCAUACACAUUGAUUACUCAACUGGUGUUGCUGCUGCUACAAGUGGGGCCGGGGGUCUCGACAAGAUGAAAAGAAGCCAUGGAAUUCUGGGGAUUAUUGGCUGGGGACUUAUUCUUCCUUGUGGGGCUAUGAUUGCCAGGUUUCUCAAGCACAAAGAACCUCUGUGGUUUUAUCUGCACACUAUUAUUCAGAUUGUAGGGUUUCUCAUCGUGUUGGCGGGAGUUGUGGUCGGUCAAGCACUUAAUAAUCAGAUACAUGCAGAUGUUGCUGCUCACAGAGGCAUUGGAUAUUUUGCCCUCACACUUAGCAUUAUCCAGGUGCUGGCAUUUUUCAUCAGGCCAGAUAAGGAGUCAAAGAUACGUAGGCUUUGGGCCGCAUACCAUCAAUGGUUUGGAGUAAUUACACUCUUCUUUGGGGCUCUAAAUAUUGUUCUCGGGUUCCAAGUUGGGGCUGCUGGUUCUGAAUGGAAGAUAGGAUAUGGAUUUCUACUAGGUAUCAUUUUGGUUACUGCAAUUGUUUUGCAGGUUCUAUCCAAGCUCAGAAGCUCAGAGAAGCCAGAACAACCUAUUUCUGCGUAUCAAAUGAGUUAAUUUCACAAAAAGAUUUCUGUUUUAGUUUUGAAGGGGCGUUUCCUACACACCUGAGCAUUUGCAUCAGCCUCUAGCUAGACUACGCUCACAAUUUUGGUUUUUUUUUAAGAUUACAUUGUCAGAAUUUUGUUACUAGGAUGACAGGAAAAAAAAAACUGAAGUGGUUGUGUAAAUAUCAUAUCACUAAUAUGUUAUUAAGAGUUUAAUUCGAAAAAAACGAAAGAUGAAACAGGGGUGUUAACAGGCACACCAAACAUCUAUUAUGAA
Chenopodium quinoa (quinoa) is the source of this 2411-nucleotide messenger RNA. Its product is annotated as cytochrome b561 and DOMON domain-containing protein At3g61750-like. The record is from RefSeq and is a predicted model, not a curated record. Bases 894 to 2144 code for a protein of 416 amino acids. Lineage: Eukaryota; Viridiplantae; Streptophyta; Magnoliopsida; Caryophyllales; Amaranthaceae. The transcript has 4 exons.